This is a messenger RNA of Gavialis gangeticus (Gharial), 3166 nucleotides long. It is a transcript of the gene UBE2Z, whose product is annotated as ubiquitin conjugating enzyme E2 Z. Bases 1 to 969 code for a protein of 322 amino acids. The transcript is spliced from 8 exons. The record is from RefSeq and is a predicted model, not a curated record. Gene Ontology annotation, cellular component: nucleus. Gene Ontology annotation, molecular function: ubiquitin conjugating enzyme activity; cysteine-type endopeptidase inhibitor activity. Gene Ontology annotation, biological process: negative regulation of apoptotic process. Lineage: Eukaryota; Metazoa; Chordata; Crocodylia; Gavialidae.
AUGGCGGAGAGCCCGGCGGCGGCAGCGGCGGCGGUGGAGGUGGAGGAGGCAGCGGUCCCGGGCCCGGCCGGCGGCGGGGGCAGCUCCGGCGUGUUCAUCCCGGCCGAGCUGCCGGCCGCGGGCGCCGCGCUGCUCUCGCACUCCGCCUUCUGGGACCCCACGGUCAGCGGCGACUGGGACGGCGAGCGGCCGAGCGCGGCCUGCCUGCUCCGCAUCAAGCGGGAUAUCAUGUCCAUUUAUAAGGAGCCACCCCCUGGAAUGUUCGUUGUGCCUGAUCCCCAUGAUAUGACUAAGAUUCAUGCAUUGAUCACAGGCCCAUUUGACACGCCUUAUGAAGGGGGUUUCUUCUUGUUCCUGUUUCGCUGUCCUCCAGAUUAUCCCAUCCACCCACCAAGGGUCAAACUGAUGACAACAGGAAAUAACACAGUGAGGUUUAACCCCAACUUCUACCGCAAUGGGAAAGUCUGCCUGAGUAUUCUGGGCACUUGGACUGGACCUGCUUGGAGCCCAGCACAGAGCAUCUCUUCAGUGCUCAUCUCCAUACAGUCUUUGAUGACUGAGAACCCCUAUCACAAUGAACCUGGCUUCGAGCAGGAGAGGCACCCUGGAGAUAGCAAAAAUUAUAACGAAUGCAUUCGGCAUGAGACCAUCCGAGUAGCUGUGUGCGACAUGCUGGAAGGAAAGUGCCUUUGUCCUGAGCCUUUACGGGGAGUAAUGGAGAAGUCCUUCAUGGAGUACUAUGACUUCUAUGAAGGAGUGUGCAAAGAAAGGCUUUACCUCCAAGGACAAACAAUGCAGGAUCCUUUUGGUGAGAAACGAGGCCACUUUGACUACCAAUCCCUCUUAAUCCGUUUGCAAGGAAUUCGGCUGAAAGUGCAAGAGAAACACCAGCAGGAGAAUGCAGAAAUAGACUCUGAGAGCAGCUCCUCCGAGACAGAGACAGAUGCUCAUGGGUGCUCCAAGGCUUAGAGCUCUGUAGAUAAUUGAGAAACCCAGACCUGGAGAUGUUCAGUCUUCAAACUCUAGGAUACACCCGACAGACUUGAACCAAACCAAUCCUGGAGUGGACAGAACUGAGGGAGCUCGUCAGUUUCCUUUUGAACACUCUGAUGGAUACAGUUGAAAGAGAAGACUUCAUGCUAGACAAAGCCAAGCUUGAGACAGGCUACUUUUAAAGGUACUUACUAUGCUAGAAAGCUGGAGCAUGUGGCAUCAGGUUAUUUUUGGAAACUCCUACACUGGGUUGUUUUUUGUUUUCUUUACUCAAUUAAAAGAAAGAGAUCUAGAAUGCGACUCCUUUUUACAGCUUUUCUGUACUUAAAUAUACAGCAUGCCCUUCCCUGGUGCUACGCUGAACUCUUAAGGACCAGAGCUGUAGGAGCACUUUGGAGUCUAUUACUAUGAAGCCCUUGCUGCUUGUCCAGGUGUGACUUCCCAAUUGAGGAGUGAUGGGUGUAACUCGUGCUUCACCCAAGCCUGCAUACCUGCUGAUGUCACUGUUCUAGACAAACCAAAGAUAAAGAACAGUGGUAGAAUCUGGGCUUCUUUCAGAAAGCGUUUAUCCACAUCCCUAGGUGGUUUUCUUUGGCUGGACUUCAGGGAGAAGGGGGAGAGUAGUACAUUUAAUCAAUCAAGUACAGGUGUAUUUGCCUUGAAAUUCGGGGGAGAAAAAAAAUCAUUGGUUCUUAAAAACACUUAGAAGUCUAGUUAAUCUUUUUUGAGGUUAAAAUCUUCAGGGAAUGUUAUAUUCCAGCUCCUAAGAAACAGAAACAUUCUUUUCAGUUGUUGUUUUGCUUUUCAGUCCCCAUAGUCAGUGUAUUUCUUUCUGCUAACGUUUUGAUCCAGCAAAACUUUAAAAAGCUAGGAAGCCAUUUCCAGGCAGGAAGCCAGGAUGGAGUUCUUUGGAGAAAUAAGCCUUGUUAGUAACAGAAUAUUCCCCUUGCCAAACUUGGCCAGUAGCAACGAGUAAGUAUGGCUUAUGUUUUAAUGCUUUGACAGUUUUGUUUUAAGAGCAGAUUUUGAGCAAUUCAAGCCUCUUGGGAGAGGUGUGUACUAGCUCUGAGUGCCAUUGCAUAAAUGAUAUAUAUUCAAAGUAACUUGCAUGGAGAUGAAACACCCUGUUCAACCAGAGAAGCCUGAUGGGCAAAUGAGAUGGGAAGAUAGUGUAUUGAUAAUGGCUUAAUCUUGAGGAAUGGGGCAAGGGGUUCAUGAGAGCAUUUAUUGAAAGUUAAGCAUGUAGUUGCACACUAUCAUGUCCAAAAAAAACCCUUUGUGGAAAUCCCGUGAUAUCGUCAUACUAUCCAGUUCAGUCAACUGUGUUCAAAAGAAAUUGCCUUUCUGUAGAUCAAACUGCACAGUUUCUCAGUGUCCCCUGUGUUGGUGAGUAUUUUCAAUAAAGAUGGUUUAUGUAGCUAUCACUAUUACAUGCUUUAGAAACCUGCAUAUACUGGUUUGAGAAGCUGAAAGAUGGAAACAUUCCUGAAUUAAGGUGCCACCUAACACUUAGGAACUUUUUCCUUUUGGGAAAAAACUCCCCAGGGUGUGUCAUUGAUGUGGAGUAGAACUAAAACAGUUUUCCCUUAAGGGAAAAGUUAACUUACUUAGGACUCACUUGACAUGCACACCCAAUGGAAGUAAAGCUGUGUAUACCUGACUGCAAGGUUUUAUGGAGGCAAAGGAGCCUUCUCAGAAGUAGUGAGCUGCGUGCUACAUUUAAUGCCUCUUUAAUCCCAUUGUAAAUCUCAUGUUUUCUCCAUUCAGUGUCAUCCUGACUUUACACUGAGGUAGAGCUGGGACUCUGAUGCCUUCACAAGGCAGAUCUGGGUCAGAAGUCUCUAAUGUGGUGCAUGUGGCAUUACCAUCUACACAAAAAUGAUGAAACAAGAAAAUGCCUUAUUGUGGACACCUUUCACACAAUUAGCAUGUGGCUGUAAAUGAGAAGUAUUCGUUUUAUAGCUCUAAUGUUGUCUGUCCUACCAUUUCUGAAUGUUUCCAUUUCAACAUGACAAUCCUCAAUGACUGCUCUAGGCAGAGAUGUUUUAGUAACAGACUUUUUGACCUAACAAGUUGAAGAUAUAUGCACAAGAGUCACUAUAAGAUACCUUGUUUAUAUAGAAUUGUACAUAAGAUUUUUUUGUGCAAUAAAGUUUGUUUUGGCAGAAUCUAA